GUAUCAUGAAAGUAACCUACUUCACAGCCUACCGUCUACCUGUGCGUCUACCAUGCGUCUACCCUUGACCGUCUACAGAAAGGUCUACAGAUGGUCUACAGCAUGUCUACAGCAUACAGUCCAUAGCAUACAGUAACAAUUAUUAUUAAAUUUGUUUUAUAUUUCUCUAUGGUCUACAGGUGCAAAAAACAACUCGGGGUACCAACAACUCUAUGUGUAUAUAAAAUUAUAUAGUUCAUUUUGAAAUUUGAAAGUAAAUAUGGAUCCAGCACUACUAAAAGAGCGUGAAUUGUUUAAAAAAAGAGCUCUAAUAACACCCACAGUUGAAAAGAAAAAAUUAGAUACCAAAUCUGAGACUCUUCGAGAUGAAAAGAGAAAAACCAAACCAACUAUUACUAGUUCUGUUCCUAAAAUUGAUAUCAGUUCAUACAAGACAUCUACUGGUAGCACUCAGUAUCGUUUUGGGGUGUUAGCAAAGAUUGUGAAGCAUAUGAAACAAAGAAACCAGGAUGGGGAGUCAUAUCCUUUAAGUUUAGAAGAAAUACUUGAUGAAACCAACCAAUUAGAUGUUGGAAACAAAGUCAAACAAUGGUUACAGAGUGAAGCGUUGACUAAUAAUCCUAAAAUUGAGGUUACUCCAGAUGGAAAGUACAUUUUCAAAGCUACUUACAAGUUAAAAGAUCGAAAAAGUUUGUUAAAACUGCUUAAACAGCAGGAUUUAAAGGGUCUUGGUGGUGUGUUAUUAGAAGAUGUGCAAGAGUCUCUACCUCAUUGUGAGAAAGCAUUAAAAAUUUUAACUAAUCAAAAUGAAAUAAUUUUUAUUACCAGGCCUAUUGACAAGAAAAAAGUUUUAUUUUAUAAUGAUAGAACUGCCCAAUUGCCUAUAGAUGAAGAAUUUCAAAAACUGUGGCGAUCAGUAGCAGUAGAUGCUAUGGAUGAUCAAAAAAUUGAAGAGUAUUUGGACAAACAAGGUAUAAGGUCUAUGCAAGAUCAUGGCCCCAAAAAGCCUGUAGCUAUCAAACGUAAGAAGGCAACACAGCGAAAAAAGGUGUUCAAAAAGCCAAGAGACAAUGAGCAUUUGGCAGAUGUGCUUGAGACUUAUGAUGAUAAUACUUUAACUCAAAAAAACAAUAUCUAAUUUGUGAUGUUUGAUGUUAUUCCAUAUGUAAUUUUGAUAUUUUUUACUUUAAAAAAUAAUAAUUUGACUAGUAAACCUAAUAAAUAUAAAAUAAACAGUAUAAACACAUUAAUAAAGAGUAU
Sitophilus oryzae (rice weevil) is the source of this 1260-nucleotide messenger RNA. It is a transcript of the gene TfIIEbeta, whose product is annotated as general transcription factor IIE subunit 2. The coding region runs from base 260 to 1138 and encodes 292 amino acids. Gene Ontology annotation, biological process: transcription initiation at RNA polymerase II promoter. Gene Ontology annotation, cellular component: transcription factor TFIIE complex. The record is from RefSeq and is a predicted model, not a curated record. The transcript is spliced from 7 exons. NCBI's taxonomy places the organism in Eukaryota, Metazoa, Arthropoda, Insecta, Coleoptera, Curculionidae.